CUUCUCGCCUCAAGCCCCUCCGUCAACAUACAGUACAAUUUGAGUUUCUUCUUCCUAACAAGCAUCGGCUCGGCUUCGCAGGAUGUACUCGACGCACGCACGAAGAGAAUUCCUGUAUGCGACAACGAUACUCGACUAAUCUUUGGCGAGGGUCUGAAGUUGUGAUCUAAAGUGAGCACAGGCUAUGAUGGCAGCUCAAAGUGAAGUUAAGAAAGAAGAGGAUGACUUGUCAGCUGACAUCAAGGACUGGACUAAACAUCAUGUCAGACAAUGGGCUCUCACAAAAGUACGUGUGGAUGCCAAAUUUGCCAAUAUCCUUUUCGAACAGGACAUUGGUGGCGCUAGUCUUUUACUCUUGGAUAAAGCUGAUCUUCAAGGUCUUGGUAUAACAUUUGGACCUGUAAAACUGCUAAUUUCUGCCAGAGAUGAGCUGUUGAAACUGAGACAAGAACUAGUGACAAGUACCAGAAGUGAGUCCAGGAAAACUUGCAAGCCCUAUCCAUUCUAUAGAUAUCAUGACACAUGUAGAUACAUAGAGGAGUACAUUCUUGAUGUUACAGAGUCAGGUGCCUCAGACUAUAUAGAACCCUGCCAUGAAUAUAAAGCUUUCAUCCACACAUCAGCUGAAAAUGAGAUGAAUAAGUUCACACAAGAAGUUAUUCGCUUUGCUGCUGCCUGCAUGAAUAGCCGUACCAAUGGCACUAUACAUUUCGGAGUAGGUGACCAGCCAGAUUUCACUCAUGGUCAAGUGUUGGGAGUGAUCGCAAGGGAUAAAGAGGCCUUUCAAAAUGCCCUUAAACAUGCCAUUGAUGGUCAUUUUGAAUACAAACACAUUCCGGCGGCAAAAAUUUGCAUCAAGCCCGUACGAUUUGUUGGGGUUCUUAAUCAGGAUAGGACAUCAUCAGAGAAGUGUGUGAUAGAAGUGGAUGUAGUGCCUGACUCUGUGAUCUGUAAAGAGAACAUUUACCACGUUCUCCCCGUGGACAACAGGAAAGCAAAGAAGUCCAAGGGCAAGGAAGCCGAAGGAACUGAAUUGAAGCCGUCAAAGCAGUUCUUCAUUCGCGAUGGUAGUAGUUGCAGGAACCUUCUUGCACCAACUACUUUUGCAAAACCUAAGGAGGAGUACAACAGAUUUUCUAACAGUUUGCCAGAGGUAUUACAACUCCGAAAACAAGCAGAGGAAAAGCACCUCAGAGAGGUCAAAAGGAGCCAUCAAGGCUCUAGACUUAGUCAGAUGAUCACUGGUGGGUCCCAUUCAUUAGAUAAGUCACACUUUGAGCGGUAUUUAAUAGUAACUAACAAAUCACAUCCAAUCCAGUUAGAGUCACUUGCAUUUCUUCAAGAGCUAAAUCCAACAGCUGUUUUGGACUUGGACCCGGAAUCUAAAGAAAAUGGAUUGCAAAAACACUUUGAAGAGCAGUGCACUGUCCAUUCACCAGCACAGUAUAAAAUAACAGACACUGUGGAAGUCAUUGCAGGCAAGUUAGAAUUAACUAGGAAUACCAGCUGGGUGUUCUGCAACGGAGGUGCCAAUGAUGAGAAACCCUCAGAAAUGGAGACCUGGUUGAUAGACAAGGGAGCCUCAGUUCGAGAUGUGAUUUCAUUCUUGUGUCGGAAAGAUAUUCUUCCACAGAAGAGAUUUCUUGUCGUUUUCUUACUUCUGUCAACUGUGAGUGAGAAAAUGGACCCUCUCUUAGAGACUUUUGCCAUGUUUUGGCAGGAGCUGAAGGGCACUGAACAAAUUCUUUGUAUCUGUGAAAACGACAAAGCUUUUACCUGCUGGAAGGACCUGAUUAAGGCUCGUUAUGAAAUCGACAUUUCUGGAAGAUGCAUUUAUGAACUCAGUUUUUCAGAGGUCAAUGGCACCAUCCUUAGUCUUCUGUCAGAAAACCGAAGAGCUAGUCGUUUCCUCCCCUGCAACGGAGAAAGCAGAGUGCUGCUUGAAAGGAGAGUGGAGAUGAGCUUGAAUACCUUAAAUGUCCUUUGUGUGAACCAGUGUGAGGGAGGGAGUGAGGACAAAGCUGUCAUAGAGGAGAACUUCUACAAAGGAGGAAAAGUGUCAUGGUGGAACUUCUACUUCUCUGACCAGCCAGGAUCCUCACCAUUUAUUAAACGAGACAAGUUUGACUUCAUCAUCAACAUUGUGAUACCAGAUUUGUGCUCCUUGACGACAGCAUGUGUUUCUUUUAACCUGAUGCAUGUGCCUGGAUGUGGUGGAACAACUUUAGCCAUGCACAUUCUAUGGACUUCAAAGGAAAAAUUUCGUUGUGCUGUUUUAGAAGACAGCAACGCUGACUUGGCUAAAGUUGCUGACCAUGUUGUCAAAUUGCUGAUGCAUGACCAUAACGAGCAGUUACCUCAGAUUCCUGUUCUGCUUAUGAUAGAUGAUUUUGAGGAUAUUGAAAAAGUGUAUGAGUUGCAGCAGCUCAUUGAAAAGCAGUGUGUGAAGAAGGACAUUCAGUCCAGGUCUCCACAGGUAAUUCUACUGAAUUGCAUGAGGUCAGAAUCAACUUCUGAACCAGAUGAAAAACUAGGGGGCUCUGUGUUCCUUGGCAACAAACUCUCUGAAAAGGAGCAGAAACAGUUUGAGCAAAAACUAGUGGAAAUAGAGAAGGUGUAUAAGAAGAAUGCUGAGACAUUUUAUGGUUUUAUGAUAAUGAAGAGCAACUUUUUGCCAGAGUAUGUUAAGGGUGUGGCUCACAACACCCUGAAGAGCUUCAGUUUUGAUCAAAAACAUGCACAGCUCAUUGCUGUCUUAGCUCUGCUGAAUGUCUACUGCAAGGGUGCCUCACUCUCUGUUUCUCUAUGUGAAGAAUAUCUGGAUAUCCUUCCAAAGCCAUAUUGCGGAUCUGUCAGAGUAGAAGAUGAAUUUGGGAAGUUUUCCACUCUUAUUACCAGCAUCUUAGUUCAGGGUAUGGUACUAUUCAAAGCUGUGAAAAUGAUCCAUUCAAGCAUUGCUUACCAUUGUUUGCAGGAGCUAACAACAACACACCAUGUGAAAAAGGCUGACAUAAUUAACCUGCUCUUAACCACAGACAAGUUUUUUGAGUCCACUCAAGGCAAACACACACUCAUGCAGGAUGUUCGUAACAUAUUGGUGAAGAGACAUUACUCAGUUAGUGAGGAAUCUCUGUUCUCUCCACUGAUUCAGGAUAUUGCAAAUGAAACUGAAGGAUUGGAGGAGUUUGUGCUGCAGAAUGCAUCUAAAAGAUAUGAAACAGACUCCAUCAUCUCUCAGUUAUUAGCCAGGUACUAUUACCUUAAGAAGAAGCAUUUCCAAGAGGCAAAAACUUGGGCAUUGAAAGCAAAAGAGCUCUCUAGAGAGAGCUCAUACAUUACAGAUACAUCAGCUCAAGUUAUCAAGCAUGAGCUAAGGAGUGCAAUUGCAAAUAAAGAGAACCCUAUUGAACCUGAGAAAUUACAAAGAUUUCUCAAAUUGGCCCAAUCAGCAAUCGAAGUCUUCCAGGAAGUGCACAGCCUUGCAAAGAAGGAGUCAGUGCAGCGCUUUCAGACCAGAAUGGACAAAUGCCCUCUCAAUACGGCAGGAUGCCUGGGGGAAAUUCAAGUAGCAGGACUUGUCAUACAAAUAUUGGAAAGAACACCCAUAUUUUCCGCUGACAAUCUUCAUCAUGACAUAAUGAGCGCUGUUCUCUCUGACAGAAUGAAUUUACGGGAUUUAGAGAAAAGUGACCCCAAACGUAGUAAACACAAAAUGUACUACUCCAUCCUAGGACAGUUUGAUGAUCUGCUUUACAAAAUCAGAAUGAGGAUGAAAAUGAACUUUGACUUUCUCGAAAAUUUCUACGUCAACCUGAGCUCCAGGUUUGGAAUCAGAGACAUUCGUGAGCAAGUGGCCCAGAAGGAACUCUUCAGAUGUUUUAAACAAUAUGCUGACCUCUUCUGUCAGUCCAAAGCUCAGUUGAGGAACAAAGGCAUGAUGAACACCAUGCUGCAAGUUAUUCUUGCAAGGCAAUACCUUGAGAUGCGAAAAGCUGAUACUCACUCUGGGAUUCUAAAUUAUCUCUUACUUGCCAUCCCCAGUGACGUGAUGGAGAAGAUUUCCAAACAGUAUGAAUGUGUUCUUCAAAAUGCUGUUGAUUUGACUUUGAAGGAGAAGAUCAACGUCAUCUAUGUCAAUGUUGUGCUGUGUUGCAAAAAACCUGGAUCGAGGCUCUUUAUGCCUUACAGGAAAACCCUUGAAUUCCUGUGCCGACUUCUUCAAGAAAAAAUUCCAUUAGAUGAUAACUUGGCAUUGUAUUUUAUCGCAGUUGGACUUUUGUGGCCUCAGAAACACUCAGAAAUAACACAACAGCCUGCAGAGUGUAAACGUUUGGGACAUUUUGUAUCGCUAUUGAGAACUGCAUAUAAUGCAGUGAUGAAGGAAGUUUGUAAUGGCAAGAGGCCUUUUGUCCAUUUCUUGCUGGGGAAGAAGCAGGGUUAUGAGCGACUAAUACCCCUUGGAGAAAUUGAGAAGAUCUAUAGUGCUGGGCAGGAGCAAAUUUCCUCACUUUGGGAAAAUGGCAAAAUAUGGAAAGAUAAGAUUGUACAAGAACUCCUUUGCAGAGUAACAGGAGAGGUGAGGAACAACGUUUUGGUGCCAUACACCAUUUUCCCAGAUCUGAAGAUCGAAGUCAUUCCAUUGUUUCGCAGCCAGAUCAGUGGACGAGCAAGUGGCUCGAAAGUGUCAUUCUUCGUUGGUUUCUCAAUGAAAGGCCCAGUUGCCAUUGACAUUGACUAAAUCAUUGGAGAAGGCUGUUGCAAGAUGUUGAGGCCCAUGAUAGUGGGGGGAAAAUGAUUUAGGCCACCAUGUGUCAUUAUGCAUGCUCAGUAAUCCAGAAGAAGAUCACAAAAAGUUGAAUCAGUUCAUCUGGACACUUUUAUUGAGAGAGAAAUGUUUCCUCACUCAUCUAAGUGAUUUAGGCCACCAUUUUACCCAUAUGUAUUUCACUCUAUGAAUAUCUAUAUUACUAAAAAAGUCGUUUUCUUGUCAAGUCACAUUUUUAUCUUCAUUUUAAUUCAUAUCCUUUGAAUCAAGGCAGUGAGAGGCAUAAUCAUGGAUUUUGUUGGGUUGCUUUGAUUUUUUUUUUUAACUUUAAACCUCUUGUACCAAAUCAAGGCUAUGUAAAUAGAAAACAUUUUUAAAGGAUCCACUAAGAUUUGUCUGUGUCUAGAUCGAGGUCAAGGUUUAACCUCUUAUUGCUUCUAUAAGAAAUGAUGUGAUGAUGGAAAUGUUACUAAUGCCUUCUGUCUGUGUGUUUUCAAAUACAGUGUGUCUAGUCAAGUCAUGCUGACCAACACACACUGACACUGAUUCCUAUUCAUUAUGUUGUUGGUUUUAAUUAUGUUCAAGUAUUUUUUUGUUACAGAUUUACCUUUUGAGAGAUGAUAGUGUACUGUAACAUAAAACAUAGAAAAGUAUGCCUGUUAUUGACGAUUCAUCCAUUGUCAGCACGCUUGCAAAUAUUGUUCUUAGUAGUACUUUAGCAAUUUAGGGUUAUGUGUAUUUGCAUUUUUUUCCCCGUGUUUUUCACUCCAGGAGUUUAAAUAUCAGCACCAGCAAGUUGCUAUCUUAUUAGGGAACACAUUUUAGUCUUAAACCAUGAUCUUUGAAUCAGGCAAGGCAAAACAAAAGGUAUGAGGGUGAUUUAAUUUUUUUUUUAUACACACUUUAAACCUCUUAAUUUACAUGUUAGUUUAGACAGAAAGUGUUAAAGAUUCAAGAAACCCUCCUCUUUUUAUUCGUAAAUGACAUGUCAUGUAACAAAAGGGGAUGUUGAUGAUGCCUUUCAAUGAUGUACUGUAUCGUAACUUCAUCGUGACCAGCACAAACUUUGACUAAAAUAAAAUUAUGUGCA
Lampris incognitus (smalleye Pacific opah) is the source of this 5855-nucleotide messenger RNA. Its product is annotated as sterile alpha motif domain-containing protein 9-like. Gene Ontology annotation, cellular component: cytoplasm. The record is from RefSeq and is a predicted model, not a curated record. NCBI's taxonomy places the organism in Eukaryota, Metazoa, Chordata, Actinopteri, Lampriformes, Lampridae. The coding region runs from base 185 to 4738 and encodes 1517 amino acids. The transcript has 3 exons.